AGUCCCAGUCGGAUGAUGAAAACCUUCCCUGUAACCUGGAAAAGGAAGACCACUCGUCCCCCAGCCCUCCAUCCACCCCGUCUGUGUGCUCCCCGCCAUCUUCCUCCUCCUCCUCCUCUGCACCUUCAGACGGAAAGAACAUUUGCUCCAGCUGUGGCCUGGAAAUCCUUGACAGAUACCUGCUCAAGGUAAAUAACUUAAUUUGGCAUGUGAGAUGCCUGGAGUGUUCGGUGUGUAGGACGUCUCUGAGACAACAUAACAGCUGCUAUAUAAAAAACAAGGAGAUAUUCUGUAAAAUGGAUUAUUUCAG
This is a messenger RNA of Staurois parvus, 310 nucleotides long. The record is from the annotation of a GenBank genome assembly. NCBI's taxonomy places the organism in Eukaryota, Metazoa, Chordata, Amphibia, Anura, Ranidae.